UCUGGAUAUGGCGUCGCAGCACCGACACAGGAUGAAUUUUCACCUCUCCGUGGGAAUUUGUCUGUCGCACACCCGGACGGCGCUUCUUGGUUUUUGUCGCUCUUAAUAGGGAUCAUACAUGGCGAUGGAGGACGUGGAUAAUAAGACAGCGGUUGAGGCGGCUAACACCAAAACGGGCAUCAAGAAAGGAGGUGAUGUCGGAGAUAACGGGGCUUGCAUAGACAGGCAGCCGGACACGGUGGUCCACCAAGCGGGGCUGAAUCAGACUGCAGGUCGCGGCAGCCGCAGUGGUCAUGGAGCCCAUGCUGCAACGGGGAUCCGAGUGCUAAAGCGUAACAUGAAGCGGAAUGGGAGUCGGGGGUGUGUUACGAGGAAGACAAGAUUUGGAUCUCGAGAGCGGGACUGGCUAAAAGGGGACACCCAGAGGGGCUGUGUGUGCCUGUAUGGGGGGACAGUGGACCCUCAACCACCUGUGUCUGGCCCUCAGGCCUCCUCCACCCCUCAGACAGACCUGCAGCUGGUGCUGUGCUCCACCAGUACCACAGUGGAGGAGCUGUGUGCUCAGAGAAAUGGACAGGGGCUCUAUGUCCAGCUUCAUGGAGACCUAGUCAGGAGGCUGGACCCAGCCGAGCGUCCUCUCCAUAUGGUGUAUGACUACCUGGCAGCUUUGGGCUACUCAGAUCCUAUGCGAGUGCAGCAAGAGGCAGCCAAUUCAGACCUCAGCUGCUUGAUCCGAUUCUACAGUGAACGUCCAGUGAAUGCAGACCAGCAGGAGCGGACCCUUCUAAAAGGCAUGUUCAGCGUAAGGAAGGGAAAGUCGCAGCUGCACAAGUGGGCAGAGCGGCAGGUCAUCCUCUGCGGCACCUGUCUAAUCGUGGCCUCAGUCAAAGACAGCCUGACCGGGAAGAUGCAUAUCCUGCCCCUGGUGGGGGGGAAGGUGGAGGAGGUAAAGCGGAGGCAACACUGUCUAAUGUUCAGCUCAGCUGGAUCCCAGGCACAGACAUACUUUGUCAACUUUGACACACUGGUAGACUACCAGCGCUGGCAUCGACAAGCAUCAAAAGUGGUGUCUCAGACAGUCAGCCUGGUGGACUUGUCCUGCUACAGCCUGGAAGUAGUGCCUGAAUAUUUAUUCUACAGUCAGGAUAUCACUCACCUCAACCUGCGACACAACUUCAUGAACCUUCACGGGCCUGGAGGCCUGCUCAACCUGCCCAGGUUUUCUCAGCUGAAGAGCCUGAACUUAUCUCACAACCGUCUGGGUGUGUUUCCUGAAUGUGUGUGCGAGAUCCUCACUCUGACUGAACUCAACCUCUCCUGUAACAGUCUGCACACCAUCCCUGUGCAGAUAGGCAGCCUUCAGAGUCUGCAGACGCUGUCUCUGGAUGGAAACCAUCUCAGCUCCCUGCCUGACGAGCUGGGCAGUCUAAACCAGCUCAAUAGCCUUGGGCUCUCCUUCAACAACUUCUCUCAUAUCCCCGCUGUGCUGGAGAGAUUGAGUGCAUCGGACAAACUGGCCAUGGCUGGGAACAGAGUAGAAAGUCUGGAUUUGUGUGCUUUGGCCAGAAUGAGCCACCUGAAAAAUGUUGACCUCCGACUGAACGGGCUGCGCUGUGUAAAAACUGAGAACCUCGAGGCAGUAAGCCAGGUGACCCAGCUGGACUUGCGGGACAAUCGCUUGGACUCACUAGACCUGAGCUCUAUCUGCAACCUGGAGACUCUGUACUGUCAACGCAACCAGCUGGGGACACUCACACUCAGUGGCUUCACUCUGCGCAUGCUUAGUGCCAGCAGCAACCGCCUCACAACAGUCAACAUCUAUCCAGUCCCAAACCAGCUGACACACAUGGACCUAUCACAGAACCUUUUGGAGUACCUUCAGGAUUGGGUGUGUGACUGCAGAAAAAUUGAGAUGCUGGACGUCACUCACAACCUGCUGUCUGAGCUUCCUUCCAGACUGCUCAACAGCUUGAGUUUGAGAAAGCUGCUGGCGGGGAACAAUCGUUUGCAGAGAGUGCCUGACCUACUUGAUCACAUCCCUCUGGAAGUCUUGGACCUCCAGCACAACAAGCUAGCUGAGCUCCCAGAGAGUCUGUUUUACAAGGCCUUAAACCUAAAGCACUUAAAUGUGUCAGCAAAUGCCCUGGAAAAUAUUCCUCCCAGCAGUCAAUCAGAGGAAAGCCUCAGCACUCUCCAAGAGCUCUAUCUGACAGGGAACAACCUGAACGAGAACUGCGGUGCUGUGUUAGUUGGACACCAGAACCUACGGAUCCUGCACAUCGCCUACAACCAGUUGCUCUCCUUCCCUGCCAGUAAGCUCAGUAAGCUGGAACUGCUGGAAGAGCUUAAUCUAAGUGGGAACAAGCUAAAAACCAUCCCCUCCACUGUGUCCAGCUGUAAGAGACUGCACACCCUCAUAGCACACUCCAACCACAUCACUGUCUUCCCAGAGAUCCUCAACCUGCCUGAGAUCAAGCUCGUAGAUCUGAGCUGUAAUGAGCUGACUGAGAUCCAGCUGCCUGAAUCGCUGCCCGCUACUCUGCAGGAGCUGGACCUGACAGGCAACAGCAGCCUGAUGCUGGAACACAAAACCCUAAACCUCUUUAGUCACAUCCCAACUCUUAAAUUGGACCAGAAAUCCACUGCAUCACCAGGAGACUCACUGAGUGCCCCAACUCCAUGGAACCAUGGUUACUCUGAAAUGAGUGGCCAAAGAAACAAGUUGUGUGUGUCUGUGCUCGCUGUGGAUCGCUUUGGUGACGGAGUGGAAGCAUGCUAUGGGAUAUUUGACGGAGACCGCAAUGAGGAAGUGCCUCGGCUGCUACAGUGCACCAUGGGAGAUGUGCUGUGUGAGGAGCUCCAGCAUGCCAAUAUUGACAGUGUCUACAUGUGCAACACUUUUCUCACCUCACACAGAAAACUUGGUAUGGCUGGACAGAAACUAGGUGCUUCCGCCCUGCUGUGUUAUAUUCACCAUGAGCCUUCAGAUCCAGGAGGCUACUUCAGCCUCACUGUGGCCAAUGUGGGAACAUGCCAGGCCGUGCUAUGCAGAGGUGGGCGACCUGUUCCUCUCUCAAAGGUUUACAGUUUGGAGAACUGCACAGAGGAAAUGGAGAGAGUUAAACUCAGUAAAGCCAUUAUUACAGAGGAUAACAAAGUGAGCGGAGUGACAUGCUGCUCUCGCCUGCUGGGCUGCUCUUAUCUGUCUCCCUGGGUGCUUCCAAAGCCCUGGGUGCACACUGAGCCUCUCUGUUCCCGGGAUGAGUUCUUGAUCCUGGGGAAUAGAGCGCUGUUCGAACGUGUCUCUUUCCAGGAGGCCGUCUGCACCGUGCAGGCAGUGCGGGAUCCUCGUGCUGCUGCUAAGAAGCUGUGUUCUCUUGCUCAGAGUUAUGGCUGCAAGGACAACAUUGAGGCUGUGGUGGUGUCCCUGCAUAUAGGCGAGGACAGCUGUACCUGCGAGCCGCCUGUCUCAACAACUGAACCACGGGUUCCCCCUACCAUUCCUGCCCCUGUGACUGUGACCCCAGGUCCCAGUGACACAGCCACCCUUUCAUCUAGCAGUGGUGUUGUAUCUGAGUUCAGCAGUGAGACAUCAGCCUCAGAAGUGGGCAGUGAGGCAGGAUCCACUGCUUCAGAUGAGCACCCUUCCUCUGGGCCUGCAGCUCGUCCAGAGAGACGCUGUAGCCUGCAUCCUGCUACUACACUCUGUGGGAUCAUGGUUCCAGGCGCUCCAAGUACAGGCACCCACCCAGGCCUGUUCCAGCGGCAGCCCUCCUCUGCUACCUUCUCCAGUAACCAGUCUGACAAUGGACUGGACAGUGACGAUGAAGCUCCUCUAGAGGGUGUCAUCUCCAAUGGCAGCAAGUUAGAAGUGGAGGUUGACAUCCACUGCUGUGCUUUCCAGCUGCGCUCAGGAGCCCCCGACAGCCCCAAAGACUUGAACCUAGAAAACCGGGGCUCUGACUAUCCCAACGGCAAAAUGCGCAGACAAAACAGCGUGGUAGUUUCUGCCACAAACGGUUGCCUGCUGGCUGUAUGUGGGAGAGAGAUCGCCGACCUUAAGAAGUCUCCUUCCACAUCCAGCCUGUUUGGAAAGAAGCUGUCCAAUGGCUCUGUGGUUGCCCCUGAGGACAGUCAUAAUCUUAUCGAGGUUGCACUGGAGGCUCCCAAGAAGAAGUCUGGGUACUUCACUGCUCCAGCACAGCAGGACCCUGAAGAUCAGCUUAUUGUACCUCCCAGUCUGGAGCAGGAAGUCAGAGAGCAGUUGAGAAGCCAGACCACUCUGGUCUCAGCCCCACCUUUACCUUCUAUACCCCCGUCAUUAAAGGACCCAGUGUGGGAUCACCCACAUCCACCUGCAUUUGCCCCUAAUGUAGUCCCAGGUCCACGCCCAGUCCCCAUCUUACAGCAGGAAGUCUACGAUACCGCGCUCUAGAAGGGAGACACAACAGGGCAUAUGGCUGCAACUUUGAUAGUGCCAUUUAAGAGACGGUGAGUUUUUCUCCUAAAUCUGGGAUACUCUGACUCAAGUUGCCAUUUGUGGAGGCAGAGCAAACCCGUGGGACCUUGAAAGUCAUCAGUUACACAUCAGUGUGAGGCUAAAAUGGAUUUACGUGCUGGGUCUGAGGUAAAAGCAGCGACAUAGUUCACAGCAGGAUUGCUGGCGAUGAUAGAACAAAACAAGCCUGACUUGAAAAGGGGCAUCUUGUGUGUUUAAACGUGUUGGCAACAUUUCCCUUUACUUUCGAAGGAAAGCAAUCUACUGGGAGUGUAGGGAUUGUGUUGAGUAUGGUCAGAUCUUCUCCAUGAAGGGUCUGUGAUUUCUGAAGUCCUCGAGUGAAGCCCUGUGACUGAAACCUGAAAAAGUGCCUACUGCAGAAGACUCUGCCCAGAGCUCUCCCACAUCCAGGCUGUGUUAGAAGACGUGAACUUUGCUAGUUAAAUUUGAAGCAGGGCAGUGUCUUAGAAAGACCAGUGCCGACACAGCUUCUGCUCUCUGCCUGUUCCUGUGGCUUGAAAAGGAAUUUAGACCACAUAAAUAUGCUUGUAAGGUGCAUAGGAAGAGACUGAAUGAAUGCAUUUGCAUCAUGAGUUUUGUCAUGGUAGGAUUUUAUUUCACAUUCCCAAUCAGUAUAAAGAGAAUCUUUAUAAAUAUAAAAAUUCUAACAAGUGUGAAUCACACUUAAAACUAGCACCCAGCUUAAUGGUGUGCUUGAGCUGCUGGCGUUAAAUUCAAGAAGUGUUGCUAUUUGGAGAGAUGCAUUUUGAAUGGAUGUCAAAAUUAUAUCAAAGCCUUUUAACUGUACAGGGCAAGUGUAAAAUUGAAAAAAAUACUUCAACCUUUAUUUUAAUAUGUAGUUUUGAGUGUUGAUUAUGCACUGUCUCAGAUUAUCCUAGUAUUACUCAAAUUUAUUCAGUUUAUUGAUCACUGAACAGUAGAUUGGUUGUUUGGAAAUCAUAUAUUAUUUAAUAUCAGUCACUUUAACAAACAAGUAAUGGCACAAAAAUUAACCAUGCAGUAUGUUGUCAAGCACUGAGAGAUGGUACAGUAUUUGCAUGUACUGUGAAAUAACUCCACUGGUGUUAAGGUUGUACUUUGAAGUGCAUCUUAAUUUUGAAGGCUGCUACCUUUUUGAAAAUAUUAGACAUCUUCCCUUGCCCCUGAAGAUUAUCUUAUUAACAUGUUUACAUUUGGCAUUUAUAUAUUUUUACACUUUGCUUUCAAAGCUCAUACAUUCAGACACGAUCCAUGUUUUAUUUUGGCCUGUUAAAAGCAGAACUAGAUCUAUUCAGUGUACAUACGAUGUUAUAAAGUUCUAUGGCAGAACCACACAUGUGCACUAUAAGUUAUGAUAUAGAAGCAAAUUAUAUCUUGCUAUGAGUUGACAAAGUUCUAUUUUCACAAACAUUCAAUUCAUAUAAGCUAUUUACAGAUCCUUGGUAUAUAAACGCUUAAAGGUGCUGUGAUUAAACCACACAGGUUAAGUGUUACAUUUGCUUCCCAUUAAGUUAAAGCUGGUUUAAAUUGGUUUUGCUGUUGGCAUCACUGGUGUCCAAUAUUUUUUUAAACAUUUACUGUCAUAUUUAAAUUCCCUGUAAAGUGAAAUCCCCAAAUUGUGUUUUAACACACUGGUUAUAUUGGAAUAAGUUUGCUGUAAAUGUAUGAAAACACUGAGAUCUACAUGUGAGUUUGCCUCGCUGUUCUGGCACAGAGCCAGGCAGCUAGGUUCUGAUCAGAAACUUUUUUUUUUUUUUUUAAAUUUGAGAGGAUUGUGUUUUUCG
This is a messenger RNA of Cheilinus undulatus (humphead wrasse), 6282 nucleotides long. It is a transcript of the gene phlpp2, whose product is annotated as PH domain and leucine rich repeat protein phosphatase 2. The record is from RefSeq and is a predicted model, not a curated record. Lineage: Eukaryota; Metazoa; Chordata; Actinopteri; Labriformes; Labridae. Bases 119 to 4435 code for a protein of 1438 amino acids. The transcript has 19 exons. Gene Ontology annotation, molecular function: protein binding.